Messenger RNA from Staurois parvus, 543 nucleotides. The record is from the annotation of a GenBank genome assembly. Lineage: Eukaryota; Metazoa; Chordata; Amphibia; Anura; Ranidae.
UUUAACCACUUCCAGUCCGGACACUUUCCCCCCCCCCCCCCCUUCCAGUCCGGACACUUUCACCCCCCUUCCAGUCCGGACGCUUUCCCCCCCUUCCAGUCCGGACACUUUCCCCCCCUUCCAGUCCGGACACUUUCCCCCCUUCCAGUCCGGACACUUUCCCCCCCCUUCCAGUCCGGACACUUUCCCCCCCCUUCCAGUCCGGACACUUUCACCCCCUUCCUGUCCAGGACAUUUUACCCCCUUCCAGUCCAGACACUUUCCCCCCCUUCCAGUCCAGACACUUUUCCCCCCCUUCCAAUCCGGACUCUUUCCCCCCCUUCCAGUCCGGACACUUUCCCCCCUUCCAAUCCGGACACUUUCCCCCCCUUCCAGUCCGGACACUUUCCCCCUUUCCAGUCCGGACACUUUCACCCCCUUCCAGUCCGGACACUUUCCCCUUCCAGUCCGGACACACUUUCCCCUUUCCCCCCCUUCCAGUCCGGACACUUUCCACCCCCUUCCAGUCCGGACACUUUCAACCCCCUUCCAGUCCGGACACUU